UUGAAUCACUAGAGGUUCCUAAAUUACCACGUAAGGUAAAAGAACGUGCUUAUCGUAGUAAAAGAUCAGCAACAGGGGACAAUGGGGACAGUGGUCAUGAAGGAACUGUUGAAGAUACUGAAAUGAAACCAGGUCCAGUAAGUGGUAACAGUGUUUCAAUGGAGGUAUCUGGAAAUAGCUCUGAUGAAGAUGAAAGUAAACCUCAAAAAUUAUUUGAAAAAAAACGUUUUUGUCGUAGUAAGAAACUACCCGCAGCGGACAAUGGAGGCAGUCGUAAUGAAGGAACUAUUGAAGAUACUGUUAUGAGACCAGAAACUGAGGAAACUGCAACUCGUGGGGAAAUUGAGAAUCGUGAAGCUGGGUUAGAAAGUAACAGUGAUAGUUCAGUUUCAGACUGGACAACACCUAGUGAAGAAGAAUUAGAAGAAGCAAAGGAAGAUAAGCCUGCUUGUUUGAAAAAGGAAAGACCAAAGCCAAACUGGUUUGUAGUGCCAGAACUUUUGCGUCGUGAAAUGGGCAUUAAUCCAUUAUUUCAACGUAAAUAUUAUGGUUCCUUACACGUUGCAGAACAUUUUGAACUUAUGUACAAACUUAGGGAACAUCAGGGUUGUGUUAAUGCCUUAAACUUUAAUCAAAAAGGAAAUUUAUUAGCUAGUGGUUCUGAUGAUUUGGCUGUAGUUAUAUGGGAUUGGGCAAUAGGCAAGAAACAUCACGCUUUUAUUAGUGGUCAUAGGAGUAACAUAUUUCAAGCUAAAUGGUUACCAUUUGAUGUAGAAAAUUUUAUGGCCACGUGUGCUCGUGAUGGACAAGUACGUUUAUUAGAUAUUAGACGUGGUGUAUCACGAAAAUUAGCUGCACACUACGCACCGACUCAUAAACUUGCAGUUCAUCCAGACACACCACAUGUGAUUAUAUCUGCCGGUGAAGAUGCAAAAGUGCUAUCUAUAGAUAUUAGAGAAGAGAAGCCAACGAGAUUGCUAGUGGUAAAAAAUGGUACUUCCCGUGUGCAAUUGUACACUGUUCACUCUAACCCUUUAAAAAGUAAUGAAUUUUGUGUUGGUGGACGAUCUCAAGCUGUUAGAAUAUAUGAUCGACGAAAAUUAUCUACACCAGUGUGUGAAUUAUGUCCCGAACAUUUGAUUGCCAGCAAUCACGCACAUGUAACUUGUGCGUUAUAUAAUUACAAUGGAACUGAAAUUCUUGCAUCUUAUAAUGAUGAAGACAUAUAUUUAUUUGAUGCAGUGUUACCACAACCUGGAGAUUUUGCUCAUAGAUAUCAAGGUCAUAGGAACCAUGCUACUGUGAAAGGGGUUAAUUUCUUUGGACCAAAAGGUGAAUUUGUUAUAUCUGGAUCAGAUUGUGGAAAUUUAUUUAUUUGGGAUAAAAAUACUGAAGCAAUUGUAGAUUGGAUGCCUGGAGAUGAACAAGGAAUAGUAUGUAAUCGAAUUAAAUUAUUUAAAAAUGUAAAUAAUUUACCACAUGUUCCUAUUCUGGCAACAAGUGGACUUGAUGUAGAUGUAAAGAUUUGGGUACCUUCUUGUGAAUUUCCACCAAAUUUCAGGAAUUUAGAAAACUGUGUCAGAACUAAUGCAAUGAGCAGAGCACAAGAAACUGCCAGUGAAUCUGAUGCAUUUGAUAGCCAAAUGCUUUGGAUAUUAUUAAGACAUAUUCGUCAUACAGAAAGAGUAAGACAUAUGUAUGCAAGUAGAAGUUCUAGUGAUCAAAAUCGAGAUGACGACGAUGAUGAUGAUGAUGAUGAUGAUGAUGAUGAUGAUGAUAACGCUAAUGAUUCUUCAGACGAUGACUCUUCUGAUCACAGUACCAAUCAACCUGUUAUUGAGGGAGAUAGAAUUAGAAGAGUGCAAUGUCCUCCAUCUUAGAGGUAUUGAAACGGACUAUUUUACGUUUCGUACAUUAAUACU
Messenger RNA from Habropoda laboriosa, 1922 nucleotides. Its product is annotated as DDB1- and CUL4-associated factor 8. NCBI's taxonomy places the organism in Eukaryota, Metazoa, Arthropoda, Insecta, Hymenoptera, Apidae. The transcript is spliced from 12 exons. Bases 123 to 1880 code for a protein of 585 amino acids. Gene Ontology annotation, cellular component: cytoplasm; Cul4-RING E3 ubiquitin ligase complex. The record is from RefSeq and is a predicted model, not a curated record. Gene Ontology annotation, molecular function: protein binding.